Messenger RNA from Ectocarpus sp. CCAP 1310/34, 3588 nucleotides. The record is from the annotation of a GenBank genome assembly. NCBI's taxonomy places the organism in Eukaryota, Phaeophyceae, Ectocarpales, Ectocarpaceae.
AUGAGAUUCAAACUGACAGCAGCCGAAUUCACGCGAGUCCUUUGCGAGGAUGGUCAACCAGUGGGAAAUUCCGGAGCGGCGAAAGUUCUCGGGGUGGAUCGCAGGCGCGUCAUCACCUGGAUCGGCGAGGAGGCAACAAUGAAGAAGCUGGUGAAGGAGAAGCCUAAACUAUCGAAGGCAAAAUCGAUUCACGUUGGUAUGGCACCUACGACAGCCGAGGUCGAACAAGACCUGGAGGACUGCAUCAACGAGCAGCUCGCUGCGUCGGCGGGGGAGAUAUUGGCUUUCAGGACCAAGUUCAAGAACUGGUACCAUUGUUUCCGCGAACGGCACGGUUUCAGCAUCCGCCGGCGCACCAGCGUGGGACAAAAGCUACCGACGGGGUACGAGGGUUUGGCGUUCGCGACGUUGAUGAAGCUUCGUACGGCCCUCUUGGAACGUGCUGGUGAGAUCUACGCUCGGCGCAACCCACCUGCAUCUGGCGAGAGCCCCAUCAAAGGGAAGGACCUCACUCCCGCGCAGCUAGAGUCGGUUGCCGCGAAAGUGUUCGAAGAACUCGGCAACAUGGACCAAACGCCAGUCCAGCAGGAGAUGCCAGUGGAAACAACUCUGGAGAAGCGCGGUGUGAAGGAUGCCCGCAUCAGCACGGGAGGAAAAGAGAAAGACCGUUUCACGCCAUGUCUUGCUGUCAUGGCGGACGGUGGCAAGGUUCCCCAGCGAAUCAUUUUCAAGGGCAAGCCAUUCAUCCCGCCUAGCACGGCGGGGCGGGAAAAGAACACUCAGACCCGCAAGGGCUACAUUGCGGCCGAGGUCCUUCUUGCCAACCGCACCAAGUUCGGGUACCCUGUGUCCGGCAUGUUUUUCGUCGUGCAGGAGAAAAGCUGGUGUGACGCGCGCGAGUGCACCCUGUGGCUGUCCGAAAGCUGGAGGUUUCGGCCUAACCACGGGAGCGUCAUCAAGCAGCGGCACAGCAUCUUGGUGUUGGACGACUUCAGGUGCCACCGUAGCGAAUCCUUCGUCAAGGACCUCCGGAGGAGGACAAACACCACCGUCAUCCUCAUCCCGGGCGGGUUGACACCUCUUCUUCAGCCGCUGGAUCGCAUGCUGAACAAAGAGAUGAAGCGACUGAUGCGGGGGCGGUGCCACCGUAGCGAAUCCUUCAUCGAGGACCUCCGGAGGAGGACAAACACCACCGUCAUCCUCAUCCCGGGCGGGUUGACACCUCUUCUUCAGCCGCUGGAUCGCAUGCUGAACAAAGAGAUGAAGCGACUGAUGCGGGGGCGGUGCACACAGUACAUGGCGUCGGCGAUCGCAGACCCCAAGACGGGCAAGCUUCAACCGCCGGGGCGUGGGCUCGUGUCGACGCGGUACAAGGAGUCAUGGGCAGCUAUCACCCCCGAAACGGUCAAGAUGUGCUUCAAGGUGUGCGGCCUCACGCUUGCGCUCGACGGUAGCGAGGACGACGCGUGGGGCACCCACAACUUUGGUGAAGGCUACCGUGAGGUUCUAGUCCAGCAGCACGCCGAGUGGGAAGCACAACACCCCGGCGUGACUCUCCCGCCGCUCCAGCUACCCGAGGUGUCAUCUGCACCUGGCGCCAACCCGAUCGCGACUGCAGAGAAGGAGGUCACCGCGAAGUUGCUGCCUCCCGAGGGGGACAGUGACGAUGAAGUGGAGAUCAUAGACGGCGACAGCGAUGUAGAGCUGUUGGAUGGGCCAUGGGUUGGGGCUGCGGGAGGGGAUGAUCUGUCAACGUUUUGGCUCGCGCUCUCUUGUGUUGUACCGGUAGUGGCAGGACUGGACGGCCAAUUGAUCGGCAACAACGAGAGACAUGCACCUGUCGGCAACCCAAACGUGCCAAGCUCGGAGCUGUACCGCCUCCAAUACACCAGCGACGAGGUCCAGAGCGGCCUCCAAGCGUUCCAUUUUGUGACCACUGCCAUCGUCAGAGAAGCCGACAAGGCGAUCGUGAACAAAUGCGAGACCGCAAAAGAGAUCCUCGCGGAACUCGACAAAACCUACGAUCCGGAAUCGCAGGGCUCGAAACAAGCCCUCAUGAAGAAAAUGAUCAACUUCACGAUCCCCACGCACAGCAGCAGAAACCCCAUCGAGCACGUAAUCUCGCUCGAGCUGCUGUACUCACGCCUGCGCGAAAAAGGGCUCAAUGCUGAACAACCCUUCGUUCUCGCCCACUUCGUUGGUUCCCUCCCACCCGUUUACCAACAAGCGAAGGUCCUGUUGGAGACAGCAACGGCGCUGGAUAGGGCCGAGAUCGUCAGGAUCGUGAGCACGGUGCACGCGAGCCUCCCGGAGGGAAGGAAGGCCUCGAAGGGCCAGCGUAGGGCGGAGCAUGCUCUCCUCGCGAGUGACGGUGGCGGCGGGGGAGGAGCGCCGGGCCGCGGCAACGGCGGCCGCCGCAAGGGUGGCGGCGGUGGCGGCGGCGGCGGCGGCGGCAACCAGAAGGGGAGAGGGGGUGGCGCGAAGGCUGGUGACGGCGGUGGAGGCGGCGAUCACGAUGCGGAUGGGUUCGUUCGUUACGAAGAGUGUGAUCGACGUGUGCGCGUCGCCGCCGGAGAAACCUUGUUCCCCAUCGUGGGGUACGGCGACGUGACGGUAACACUUCGCUCGCGCGACGGCACAACCGACCUGUUGUUGAAACGGGUUGCACACGUUCCCCGACUAGGAAUUGGAGGGAGGGAGGGGGGGGAGUCGGUGUCCUUCCCCCGAUGCGGUAACCUGUACGUCCAAAACGGUUUCCGCACACACACCGAACAUGCCUAUGCCGCAAUUGCUCCUGGCAAUGCGAGAACGUCCAGCGCCAGCGUUGACAUCAACGAUGUCCACGUCGCGCACGGCCACUCCCACGAGUUGCUGCUGAGGACCAUGGCGAAGCAGCAGGGGACGAUGCUGCUGGGCGAGCUCCCGGAGUGCCUGGGGUGCUUGACGGCGAAGGGGCUUUCCAAGCCCAUUCCCAAGACGUCGACCCGAGCAGCUAAGAAACUGCAGCGAGUUUUCGUGGAUUUGAGUGGAAAAGCUAGGGUGCAGAGCUUGGGGGGAAAGUGGUACACUCUCAUUGUCAAGGAUGAUUACACAAGGUGGAACCGUGUCUAUUUCCUGAAGCACAAAUCAGACGCAGCUGAGGCAUUCGAGAGAUACCUUGCCGAAAACCGGGCAAACGGUGCCCCGUCCGAUGUCAUGGUCGUGAGAUCUGACAACGGAGGAGAGUUCUUUGAGGGAGAGUUCGGCAGGGUGUGCCGGAAGUACUGCAUCAAACAGGAGUUCACCCCCGCACACAGCCCAGAAUACAACGGUGUAGCUGAGACAGCACUGGGUCUGAUAAUGAUGCAGUACUAGCCGCCCGUAUCCAAGCGCCAACUCAUUACCCCGAAGCACCGAACUACCCCUCCCUUUGGGCCGAGGCCAUAGCUUGGGCAUGCAACGCCCUGAACUGCACCUCCACCACAUCCAACCCAGAGAAGAAGUCGCCGUACGAGAUGUGGCACGGGCACCCUCCCCCGCCGGGGGCGACGUACCCGUUCCUCAAACCUGCCGUAUACAAGGUCAAGCGCACACACAAGUCCGAGCCAA